Molecule: messenger RNA, 1258 nt
Organism: Sander lucioperca (pikeperch)
Lineage: Eukaryota; Metazoa; Chordata; Actinopteri; Perciformes; Percidae
Exons: 2
Coding region: 138-1253 (371 amino acids)
Molecular function (GO): nucleic acid binding
Source: RefSeq, a predicted model, not a curated record
UAGAGGAAGUUAGAGGAAGAGGACAAGGAGGAGCAAGAAGAGGACGAGGAGGGGAAAGAGGAAGGGUAAGAAGAGUAAGAAAUAGAAUAACUGAUGACAUCAGAGCUACAGUAGUGGACCAUGUCAUCAACCAUGGGAUGACCCUGAGGGAAGCUGGCCAACGCGUUCAGCCUAAUUUGAGCCGCUACACUGUGGCAAGCAUCAUUAGGACAUUUCGAAAUGAGAAUCGAAUUGCUAGACGUCCAGAUGUUGGGGGCAGAGGAAGAAUGUUCACUCCAGAGCAAGAGACCCAUAUAGUGAACAUGGUGAUUGCCAAUAAUGCAAUAAGACUGCGCGAAAUACAGCAGCGCAUAAUUGAUAAUGACACCAUCUUUCAAAAUAUACACAGUGUAAGCAUUUCUGCACUAAGUUGUGUACUUGCGCGCCACAGAAUAAGAAUGAAGCAAAUUUACAGAGUUCCUUUCGAGAGAAACACAGAACGUGUAAAGCAACUGCGAUAUGACUAUGUGCAGGUAAGCUAUAGUGUCAUUGGUUCUGAAUUUGGAAGUGCAUACUGUAGUGCUGUGCAUGGGCCUGAUGUGUUGCAUUUGUUUUGUCUUGUCCAGAGAGUGAUGGAACUAGAAGCAGAUGCCAUGGGACAUGAGCUACUUUUUGUAGAUGAGGCCGGUUUUAACCUCAGUAAAACCAGGAGACGUGGCAGGAACAUUAUUGGACACCGUGCCAUCAUCAAUGUCCCAGGACAACGUGGUGGUAACAUAACCAUGUGUGCAGCUAUAAGCCUAAAUGGUGUUGUUCACCAUCAUGCAACCAUAGGCCCAUACAACACUGCACAUAUUAUUGCAUUCCUGGACACCUUACAUGACAUGCUCACUGUUCAGAGACCAGAGCAUCCCCGAUAUGUCAUCAUAUGGGACAAUGUAAGUUUCCAUAGGGCUGCUUUGGUCCGCAACUGGUUUACGGACCACCCAUUCUUCAUGGCACUCAACCUCCCUCCAUACUCUCCAUUCUUAAAUCCCAUCGAGGAGUUCUUCUCUGCCUGGCGUUGGAAAGUGUACGACCGUCAUCCUCAUCAACAGGUAGCCCUUUUACAGGCAAUGGAGGAGGCAUGUGGAGAUAUUGAUCAGGCAUCAUGUCAAGCCUGGAUACGGCAUUCAAGGAGAUAUUUUCCCCGGUGCCUUGGACUGGAGGAUAUCGCAUGCGAUGUGGAUGAAAUUUUGUGGCCGGACCCAGAAAGACGACAUGAUGUAGACUGAUUGUC